GGUGCCCCCAGAAGGGGUGUCCGGGGCUCCCUCCACUUCGCUCACGGGGCCAGGACAGGUCGGGACCUGCUCCCCCGGGUCUGCUCCGUCCGCCGCCCCGCCAGCAGCCCCUGCGACGCCCUUCUGGUGCUUGGAUGGCUUUGCCGUUCCCGAAUCCCGGUUCCCCCGACCUUCCGGGGCCGGGCUGCCUGCCGCCCUAAGCCCCGCCGCAGGUGAGGUCGGGUCCGGGCCCUGCAGCCUCUCCUCCUGCCCCGCCUGCACCGGCACCAGCUCCGGGGUGCCUCUCCCAGCGCCGUGGUGGUUUUGAGGCUCCCGCACCCUCGUGCCUCCCACUUCUGGGAAAGGGGGCUGCAGCUCCCCCUCCCAGUCCGUGUCACCUCCCCGCGUCUGCCCCAGAAUCUGCACCCCUCAAGACCUUUCCCAGCCAGUGGCUACCCGCAGCAGCCCUUCAGCUCCCCUCUCCCUCAGCUUGCCCCAAAUCCCUCGCCCUUGGCGCCCCCUUCUCCCGGCAACCCACGAGUCUGGAGGCUCUCCAACCAUCCUGACAGCCGGUGCCACCCGCAACCCCAGCAUCCCACGCCUACCCCUUCCCUAUUUUUUUGGCAGCGCUGGAAAUGCGGAUUGUGUAAUGCCCGCUGCAGGGCAGAGCACGUGCACCCCUGAUUUGCACCCCUGCAUCCGCAGACGAGUGGAGGCGGCCAAGCUGACGAGUGAGAUAGGGAGGAAGAGGGUGCCGGAAGGUCUAGAGGCUGUGCAUCCAGGGCUGUAAUCUCAUUUUCAGCUUCUGCCAGAGCCAAGAGCUGGAGCAGUUGAGAAAAAGAAGGCUGCACUCUUUGACGAGCAUCAGGCAGCCUGAAAGCACAGGAUGGAUCUCGACGUGGUCAACCUGUUUGUGAUUGCGGGCGGGACACUGGCCAUUCCAAUCCUGGCAUUUGUAGCCUCGUUUCUCCUGUGGCCUUCGGCGCUGAUAAAAAUCUAUUACUGGUACUGGCGGAGGGCACUGGGCAUGAAAGUCUGCUAUGUGCGCCACGAAGACUAUCAGUUCUGUUAUUCCUCCCGGGGCAGGCCUGGGCACAAACCUUCCAUCCUCAUGCUCCAUGGAUUCUCGGCGCACAAGGACAUGUGGCUCAGUGUGGUCAAGUUCCUUCCGAAGAACCUGCACUUGGUCUGCGUGGACAUGCCAGGACACGAGGGCACCACCCGCUCCUCCCUGGAUGACUUGUCCAUAGACGGGCAAGUCAAGAGGAUACACCAGUUCGUGGAAUGCCUCAAGCUGAACAAAAAACCCUUCCACCUGAUAGGCACCUCCAUGGGUGGCCAUGUGGCCGGAGUGUACGCCGCUUACUACCCAUCGGAUAUCUGCAGCCUCUCCCUCGUGUGCCCUGCUGGCCUGCAGUACUCAACGGAUAAUCAGUUUGUACAACGGCUCAAAGAACUGCAGGACGCGGCAGCCAUAGAGAAGAUUCCCUUGAUUCCAUCUACCCCGGAAGAGAUGGGUGAAAUGCUCCAGCUCUGCUCCUAUGUCCGUUUCAAGGUGCCCCAGCAGAUCUUGCAGGGCCUUGUUGAUGUCCGCAUCCCACAUAACAACUUCUACCGGAAGCUGUUUUUGGAAAUCGUCAGUGAGAAGUCAAGAUACUCCCUCCACGAGAACAUGGACAAGAUCAAGGUCCCCACGCAGAUCAUCUGGGGGAAACAAGACCAGGUGCUCGAUGUGUCUGGGGCAGCCGUGUUGGCCAAGUCAAUCGCCAACUGCCAGGUGGAACUUCUGGAAAACUGCGGGCACUCGGUGGUGAUGGAGAGACCCAGGAAGACAGCCAAGCUCAUCGUCGACUUCCUAGCUUCUGUGCACAACACGGACAACAAUAAGAAGCUGGACUGAGUUCCCGACGGCAGCCUACAUGCCACACGCAGCACCCACUUCCAUCUUCAGAAUCUGCCGUGGCCACCGCUUCUCAGGGAUCCUGCCCCAGACGUGGUCAGAGCACCCGAGUCCCUGAGGAAGCCGGGCUCCUCCCCUGAGUCUUGACAGAGCCACAGAGCUUUGGGGGCCACGAGGAAACCUCCAAGACGUUUUUCACAAGAUGGGAACUCACAGGACAAAAUAAGAAACCCAGCCAUGGAAUCUACCAAGAAGUCUUCAAGUUCAUGUCACAAGGUGGCCCCCCUUGGACCACCCUCAUCACUGAGGCCCCGUUCUUUAAAACAUUCCUCACAGACUGAGUCUCAAGGCUUUUCUGUUGCUUCGACGUUCUCCCCUGCAUGGACAAUGGCUGUUUUAGGAGCGCUAGUCCCCAUUCACUGAGCCCCUCUUGUUUAUGUCUAAUUUAAGUUUUACAUAGAGACCCAUAGGCCAAUGCAGUCCAUCAACUGUGAGACGGAGCGAAAUGGCUGUAAACAUUUUUACACGCAGGGAGGGAUGUUCUGCCCGUGCCGGCCCUCAGAGCUGCUGCGGAAGCAGAGAACACAGCUGGGUGGUUUGAUGGGCACCCCCCAUGUUGGGUGUGUCCUGACAUGUUGGGUGUGUCCUGAGUGAGCCCAGAACAGUCCCAGUAUGAGAACACCUAACCAGGAAAAAUUAUUUCCUGGGAAUCAUUUAUGAUUUUUAAAAACAGGACUGAUGAAGCAAUAAAGUCCUAGACAACUAUCUAAAUCAUCAGAUUCGGGAUCCACACACAAGCACCUCCUGGGCCUCUUUUCUAUCUGCUGUGCUACUGAAAACCCUUGGAUGUAAAAAACUAGUAUGUUAAUGAAUUCUGUGAAUUCUGUGAACAGUAAUGUGAUUGAAAAUGAAUCUAAACAGCUGUAAAAGUGACCACAAUGACAUGAAAUAAAUUGACUUAAGUCUAGAUUAACAACA
Molecule: messenger RNA, 2857 nt
Organism: Manis pentadactyla (Chinese pangolin)
Lineage: Eukaryota; Metazoa; Chordata; Mammalia; Pholidota; Manidae
Gene: ABHD6
Product: abhydrolase domain containing 6, acylglycerol lipase
Exons: 10
Coding region: 866-1879 (337 amino acids)
Molecular function (GO): catalytic activity
Source: RefSeq, a predicted model, not a curated record